This is a messenger RNA of Gadus morhua (Atlantic cod), 4596 nucleotides long. RefSeq names its product drosha ribonuclease III (gene drosha). The record is from RefSeq and is a predicted model, not a curated record. Gene Ontology annotation, cellular component: microprocessor complex; nucleus. The transcript has 32 exons. Gene Ontology annotation, molecular function: RNA binding; ribonuclease III activity. Lineage: Eukaryota; Metazoa; Chordata; Actinopteri; Gadiformes; Gadidae. Gene Ontology annotation, biological process: pre-miRNA processing; rRNA processing; primary miRNA processing. Bases 195 to 4415 code for a protein of 1406 amino acids.
GCGUCGCUCCAGGGAUCCUACACAUCCAUCGCAGACACCUUUGGUACUUCCCAUUGAAUUGACCCACUCUCGUCCCACCGUAAUACGCGGGUGUAGAGUCGAGCCUCCCUUUGCAGUAACGCGUUGAUGCACCUGUUGCUAUGCUGAUGAUUUAGUGGUCCUGUCCUUUGUUGUUUUUCGUAAAAGAAGAAGCCAUGUCUUACCACCAGGGCCGUGGCGGUUCUCGUCCGGGCUUACCCCCGGGUCAGCACGGGUCCCAACCGAACUACCGACCCAGCAACCUCCGACCCCUGCCUCCCCACACCCCCCCGUCGUCUUACCACUACAGCCCUCAAACCCAUCCCAACGCCGGUUACCAAGGCAACAGCGGCGGAGGCUUCAUGCCGCCGCCGCCGCCGAUGCCGCACUCCGACUUCAUGUCGUACCCGCCGCCCGGGACGAACAUGUCUCCCGGCGCCCUGGGUCCGGGCUCCAUGCGCCCGCCCUUCCCCAAGCCCCCCGUCCGGCAGGGGGGGUUCCCGGAGCCUCCGCCCAACUUCCCGCCGCCGCCGCUGCCGUCUCUCGCCAACCCCUCGGCCGGCCCCGGGGCCCAGCCGUCGACCCAUAACCCCUACGCCUACAUGAUGCCCCCGGGCAUGCCCCCGCCGGCGCCCCACCCCCCCAUGCCGCCCGCCAUGCCCGCGCAGCCCGGCGGCUACCAGCAGGCGCCGUACUCGGUGGGCUACCACCAGCACCACCACCAGCAACCCCCGCCGUUCCCGCCGCCGACGUUCAGCCCCGGGUACUCCCCUGGCGGUGGGGCCGGCGCCGGGGGGCCGGGCCCGGGCCCCGGCUGGUUCAAACCAGACCCCGGCUUCAGACCAGGGGGCCAGUACAAGUACGAGAAGCCGCCGGACUGCACCCCGCAUCGCCACGACGACCAGCCCAACCGGCAGAAGAGCUACGGGUACGGCGGCGGCGGCGGCGGCGGGGACCGAGGCAAGACGGAGUUCAGCGCGGAGCGGAAGGAGAGGAGUCCCGACCGGCGGGGGAGGCCGGAGGCCGCCGGUCGAUACCGGUCCGACUACGACCGCGGUCGGACCCCGCCCAGACACCGGAGCAGGGAACGCAGCCGCUACUCUGACAGCAGCUCGGAAAGGCAUCGACACAGAGACAGCCGCAGGUCCCCGUCUCCUGACAGACAGAGGAAACGGCAGCGAAGCCGCUCCAACAGCAGGGAGAAGAAGAGGAGUCGGUGGGAGGGGGAGGGGGGGCGGCGGGAGGGGGAGGGGGGCCGGCGGUCCGAGAGCUCCGGGCCCGGCCGGGAGAGGAGCAGCUUCUCCUCCGCCCGGAGCAGGGACAGCGAGGACUCGUACGCCGAGCGCGACCGGGAGCGAGACCGCGAGAGGGAGCGGGAGAGAGACAAGGAGCGGGAGAGAGAGAGGGAGAGGGAGCGGGAGCGAGAGAGCAGUCAGAGGGAGAAGGGGGAGGAGGUGAAGGACGAGGAGGAGCUGCUGAAACCGGCCUGGAUCCGCUGCACCCACGCCGAGAACUACUACUCCAACGACCCCAUGGACCAAGUGGGGGACUCCACAGUGGUCGGCACCAGCAAGCUGCGGGCUCUGUACGAGCGCUUCGAGGAGGAGCUGAUCCAGAGGCAGGAGAGGGCCAAGGCGGCGCGGCCCAAAUGGGAACCCCCCCAGACGAAACUGGACGAGGAGCCGGGGUGUCCAGGAGACGAGAGCAGCAGCGACACGGAGUGCGAGUCGGACGGCGAGGGCAGCAGCUGCUCCAGCAGCUCGGACUCCGACGUGUUCGACGUCAUCGCCGAGAUCAAGAGGAAGAAGGCCCACCCCGACCGGCUGCACGAGGAGCUGUGGUACAACGACCCCGGACAGAUGAACGAUGGGCCUCUGUGUAAGUGCAGCGCCAGGGCCAGACGCACCGGGAUCCGCCACAGCAUCUACCCCGGGGAGGAGCCUGCGAAGACAUGUCGGCUAAUGAACAACAAUUCUGGGAAGCUGUACCACUACAGGAUCACUGUGUCUCCGCCCACCAACUUCCUGACCGACCGGCCCACUGUGAUCGAGUACGACGACCACGAGUACCUGUUUGAGGGCUUCUCCCUCUUCUCCCACACCCCUCUGACCAGCAUCCCAUUGUGUCGUGUGAUCCGCUUCAACAUAGAUUACACCAUUCACUUCAUAGAAGAGAUGACGCCAGAGAACUACUGCGUCCAGGGGCUGGAGCUCUUCGCCUCCUACCUCUUCCAGGAUGUCCUGGAGCUGUACGACUGGAACCUGACAGGCCCCGACUGGGACAACCUGGAUCCUGGCUGCCAGAAGUUCCACUUCAUGCCCCGCUUCGUGCGCUUCCUCCCGGACGGUGGGAAGGAGGUGCUGUCCAUGCACCAGGUGCUCCUCUACCUGCUUCGCAGCAGCAAGCCGCUGGUGCCUGAGGAGGAGAUCGCCGACAUGCUGCAGUGGGAGGAGACGGCCUGGCAGAAGUACGCCGAGGAGUGCAAGGGCAUGAUCGUCACCAACCCCGGCAUGAAGCCCAGCUCGGUGCGCAUUGACCAGCUGGACCGGGAGCAGUUCAACCCGGACGUCAUCACCUUCCCUAUCAUCGUCCACUUUGGCAUCCGUCCGGCCCAGCUCAGCUACGCCGGAGACCCCCAGUACCAGAAGCUGUGGAAGAGCUAUGUGAAACUGCGCCACCUGCUGGCCAACAGCCCCAAGGUCAAGCAGAUCGACAAGCAGAAGCUGACGCAGAGAGAGGAAGCGCUCCAGAAGAUCCGGCAGAAGAACACGAUGCGUAGGGAGGUGACGGUGGAGCUGAGUAGCCAGGGCUUCUGGAAGACCGGCGUGCGCUCAGACGUCUGCCAGCAUGCCAUGAUGCUGCCCGUCCUCACCCACCACAUCCGAUACCACCAGUGCCUGAUGCACCUGGACAAGCUCAUCGGCUACGUCUUCAAGGAGCGCUGUCUGCUGCAGCUGGCCAUGACCCACCCCAGCCACCACCUGAACUUCGGGAUGAACCCGGACCAUGCCCGCAACUCCCUGUCCAACUGCGGCAUCCGCCAGCCCAAAUACGGAGACCGCAAGGUCCACCACAUGUACAUGAGGAAGAAGGGCAUCAACACCUUGAUAAACAUCAUGUCCCGCCUGGGCCAGGACGACCCCUCCCCCUCCAGGAUCAACCAUAACGAGCGCCUGGAGUUCCUAGGAGACGCCGUGGUGGAGUUCCUCACCAGCGUCCACCUGUACUACCUGUUCCCCUGCCUGGAGGAGGGCGGGCUGGCCACCUACAGGACCGCCAUCGUGCAGAACCAGCACCUGGCCAUGCUGGCCAAGAAACUGGAGCUGGAUCGGUUCAUGCUGUACGCCCACGGACCGGACCUGUGCCGCGAGUCGGAUCUCCGCCACGCCAUGGCCAACUGCUUCGAAGCCCUCAUUGGUGCGGUGUAUCUGGAGGGAGGACUGGAGGAGGCCAAAACACUCUUUGGGAGACUGCUGUUCAACGGAGAGGAUAUGCGCGAGGUCUGGCUCAACUACCCACCCCACCCCUUGCAGGUCCAGGAGCCGCAGACAGACCGGCAGCUGAUCGAGACGUCGCCGGUGCUGCAGAAGCUAACCGACUUCGAGGGCGCCAUCGGGGUCCCCUUCACCCACGUGCGUCUCCUGGCGCGGGCCUUUACCCUGCGGACCGUGGGCUUCAACCACCUCACCCUGGGUCACAACCAGAGAAUGGAGUUCCUGGGUGACUCCAUCAUGCAGCUGGUGGCCACAGAGUACCUCUUCAUCCACUUCCCUGAUCACCAUGAAGGGCACCUGACGCUGCUGCGCAGUUCGCUGGUCAACAACCGCACACAGGCCAAGGUGGCGGAGGAGCUGGGCAUGCAGGAGUUCGCCAUCACCAACGACAAGACCAAGAGGCCCGUAGCGCUGCGCACCAAGACCCUGGCCGACCUGCUGGAAUCGUUCAUUGCAGCCCUCUACAUCGACAAGGACCUGGAGUACGUGCACACCUUCAUGAACGUCUGCUUCUUCCCCCGGUUGAAGGAGUUCAUUCUGAACCAAGACUGGAACGAUCCCAAAUCCCAGCUGCAGCAGUGCUGUUUGACCCUGAGGACAGAGGGCAAGGAGCCUGACAUCCCCCUUUACAAGACCCUGCAGACCGUGGGGCCGUCCCACGCCCGGACCUACACCGUGGCCGUCUACUUCAAAGGGGAGCGCAUCGGCUGUGGAAAGGGCCCGAGCAUCCAACAGGCAGAAAUGGGCGCCGCCAUGGACGCACUGGAGAAAUAUAACUUCCCGCAGAUGGCUCAUCAGAAGCGCUUCAUCGAGCGGAAGUACAGGCAGGAGCUAAAGGAGAUGAGACGGGAGCGGGAACGCCAGGAGAAGGAGGGCGACGACGCCGACGAGAGCCGGAAGUGACAGCCGCGCCGCAACAGACCGCUCGUGGUCUCUCAUUCCCUCUCUCUUGCUUUCUCUCUUGUUUUCAUUCUCGAUCUCUCUCUCUCUCUCUCUCUCUCUCUCUCGUGCUCUCUCUGUCUCGUGCUCUCUCGUGCUCUCUCUCUAUCUCUCUCUCUCUCGUGCUCUCUCUGUCUCGUGGUCU